GGUCCCUCUCGUUAUCCAACAUGGCAGGCGAAGGAAGCAAGAAGUGUACUCAUGUUAUUUUUGACUUGGAUGGCUUAAUGCUUGGUAAGUCUGGCAGCGGAUUCGGUGAACUUCACUCUAUUUUCCUUUUAAGGCAAGUGAAGCUCAGACGACAAGGAGACGGUCGAUUCCGCCAUCUGAAAGAGAAAAGUUUGUGUCCUAUGUAACUUGCUCGUGCUGGACGCGUGACCUUAUUGAGAAUAGAGAAAAAAAGGGCUAUUUUCGCGAUUUCAGAAAUUCGGUUCCAGCGAACAACGUUUACCACAAAAUUAGUGACACGGAAUUUAAUACCCUGAUGGGAAACCUUUUAACUGGUAACUUAAACGUGCGUUUUAGACAAAUACCCACCCCCCCUCCCUCCCCCUGUACAAAACAAUAGAAUUUCUCAAGGUUUUAGGCCUGAAGACCAGAUUUUCGAAUGACCCUAAGGGUAUGCAGCUGGGGGUUAAAACAUAAUUUGUCAAAACCGAUCAUGUUGGUAGUUUCUUUCUGUUGCUCUGUUUAAUAUUGUUAUUUUUACAAGCCACACACUUACAAAAUAUUGUACUUAACAGGGACCGCGGAGCAAGGUGAAAAGUGGGAGGGCUGACAAUUGAAAAUAAUUUUUCAAUAAACGACCAACAUACACGGUCAGUUCAGAUUCAAUGCAAGAAAAGACGCAAUUACAAUUUUAGUAUAGAAAAUACUACACUGAAGUGAUCUGAAAAAUUUCUAACUAUGGCCGUUCAGGCGUUCACUGUUCAAGUAAUGUAAUUCUUCUUGCCAUCGAAUAUUUCAUUGAUUCGAAAGGAGAAAGACAAACUAUGAAACUUUUAUCCACUCAAAACAACUACUCAGCUUCGUUUGGCUUGAAAAAGCUAGUAGUUUUCUUCAUUUCGUCUGAUAAAACUGAUAAAAAAAACUCUGCCCGAGCUGGAAGUACAAAACACGCUGCCGAACGAAACGAAGGGGUGGCCAAGGCAUGGCGUUUGAUCAAGGGGCAAGUCGGCCCCACAGAAACAAUUACCGCGAAAAGCACAGGAGCCCCACAAAAUGCCUGGCGUUUGAAAUUAAAGAAAAUACAGAGAAUAUAGCGGAAUAUAGACGGAAAAAAACUUGUUUCAAGUCUCUUUUUUAUUUUAAUUAUUUUUCUUUUUAGCGCAAAAAGUGGGGGCGGGGGCGCAAAAAAGUGGUGGGGCCGCGGCCCUACCAGCCCCUCCCCCUCCGCGGUCCCUGCUUAAAAAAAUCACAAUAAAUAAAUUAAAAUGAGAUCCUGUGGAUCCUCCUUUUUUAGACCUUGUCCCUAACUUUAAGAAUUCCAUUUCACUCAGGGGCACCCGGCGACUUUUUUCAGUAAAAUAACUGUUCGAAGGAGCAAAUAUUGCCUAGAAAUUUCUAAAGCUUGAGAAGAGCUAAAAUUUCUUGAUAACCAUUCCAUACGUCUAAAAUAUUAGGAGGUUUUCUAAUAGCUUAACUAUACGAUUUUCGGAGGUUCUGUUAUUCACAUUUUAAUACCAAGAUAUUGUGAUUAUUGUUAAUAAAAGGUCUCUUAAAACUUCUGGUAUAAAUACAAAACGGUCCCUCUAAUUUUCUAAUGAAUGCAAGGCUACUUCAUGUCCUCAAACUUUCAAUCAGACCCAUAAGGGUAGUUAACACUUUCGGAUGAGACGAAAAAGCCACCUAAAACUUUUAUGACGACCAAAGUUCCCCUAAGACAUCCGAACAGAUAAAAAGUUUUUAGGGCAACUCCAAAUUAACCAAACGAGCUUAUAAAGCAUAGAGAAAACCAUCUUAGACACUUCUAGUGUAUUUGGAAACAUUUGGUCAUUGGGUGCCCCUGUUCACUGCUGAGCAGUUCAUUAGCCAGUGAAUACAGCCACCUUUCAUCACUCCUCAUCUGUUGUUAAAGAUCCCCAGUGGCUGGAUAUAGUCUGUCAAUGUUAUUAAUAAUAUUUUCUGUUUAUGUAAUUGGGCAAAUCUAAUUUGCAGCCAUACCUAAUGUUUAUAUUAUUUUGCCUUUUUGUAAAAUUUUAGACACUGAAAUUAUCUACACAAGAGUAACUCAGGAAAUGUUAAAUCCUUAUGGCAAGGUGUUUGAUUGGUCCGUUAAAUCCAAGAUGAUGGGGCGUAGCACUCAAGAGGCAGCCCGAGUGUUGUUGGAAGAACUUCAGCUGCCCUUAAGUACAGAUGAACUUAUAAAAAUGAGUCAAGAAAAGCUUUUUGAGCAGUUUCCAUCAGCCACUCUUCUACCCGGUAAGAAUUUUGAGUUAGAUGGGAGGGGAGGGAGUAAUUAGGGUAAGGUGAACUGAAUCAGGGAAAUACACUAACAAUACUGUUAACUGUUGCAUAUAAGCUCCUUCCCCCACACUUAUAAACCCCGUCAGUUACAUAGGUCCAAUUUGCUUUCACUGAGAAAAAAUUGUUACUCUUCUACCCACAUAUAAGCCAUUCCCCUUGCUCCACACAACUUGAACUCCCUUGAAAAGUGCAUUCAAGGGAAGCUAGGGAAUAUUAUCAGCUGUAAGUAAAUUUUCCAUUUAUGAAUUAACUCUUUAAGCUCCAAUAUCCACAUACAAAUUCUCUAUUUUGAUCUUCUUAUAUUUCUUUGAAGAACUAGUUAAGAUAAUUUGUUUUGGGAGAGCAAGGCUGGAGCAGUGGUGAGAGCGCUCGCCUCCCACCAAUGUGGUACGGGUUAGAAUCCUGGUGUCAACAACAUAAAUGUGGGUCGAGUUUGUUGUUGGUUCUCUUCCUUGCUCCAAAAAGGUUUUUCUCUGGGUACUGCAGUCGGUUUUUCUCCGGGUACUGCGAUCUGGAACGCAUGGACACGUUUCAACGAGUUCUCAUGAACUCCUAAGUGCUCCGUGGGUAAACAAAUUGCAAUUUUUUAACAAAGCAUUUUCACUUAAGUGAUCAAUUUAUUAAUUCUUGUAAUAUUUUUUCUUGAUUAUGUAUUGAUAUGGUUAACUGGACCUUUGCAUAUGCUAACGUCCCAUGCUGUAAUUUAAGAGAUGUAGAGCUACAGAGCUUUCGUUUUAUAUUUUAGGUGUAGAAAAGCUCGUCCAUCACUUCCACAAGCACAACAUUCCCAUGGCAGUCGCUACAGGAUCAGGAACACAAGCAUAUGACAGAAAAAUAUCAAACCACAAACACCUCUUCCAACUUAUUUCCCAUGUCGUCAAAUCUGAUGAUCCGGAACUUCAACAGUGUAAACCAGCGCCGGACAUUUUUCUAUUGGCUAGCGCUCGAUUUCCCGCACAACCUACGUCACCAGAUCACGUGCUUGUGUUUGAAGAUGCACCAAACGGUGUGACGGCAGCACGUGCUGCUGGAAUGAACGUUGUCAUGGUACCGGACAAGAACGUGGAUAGGGCAAAAUGUGCGAAUGCUAGUAUGGUGUUAAAGUCUCUUGAAGAGUUUGAUCCUAGUGAAUGGGGAUUUCCACCAUUUUAA
Porites evermanni is the source of this 3468-nucleotide messenger RNA. Lineage: Eukaryota; Metazoa; Cnidaria; Anthozoa; Scleractinia; Poritidae. The record is from the annotation of a GenBank genome assembly.